Molecule: messenger RNA, 1773 nt
Organism: Notothenia coriiceps (black rockcod)
Lineage: Eukaryota; Metazoa; Chordata; Actinopteri; Perciformes; Nototheniidae
Product: leptin receptor gene-related protein
Exons: 4
Coding region: 123-515 (130 amino acids)
Biological process (GO): negative regulation of growth hormone receptor signaling pathway; late endosome to vacuole transport via multivesicular body sorting pathway
Cellular component (GO): endosome
Source: RefSeq, a predicted model, not a curated record
GUCACGUGACGACCAAGAAGGAAACCCUAUGGAGGAAGCAGGAAGUCUGUGAUCAAGAGCUCGACCACAUCAACAAUAAACAAAGAACAGCUCAACUCAAAGAGAAACUUUCACACAGCGCAAUGGCAGGAAUUAAAGCACUGGUGGGUUUGUCCUUCAGCGGUGCCAUUGGACUCACAUUUCUUCUUCUGGGCUGCGGACUGGAACAAUACGGGGUAUACUGGCCGCUGUUUGUCCUGUUCUUCUACAUAUUGAGCCCCAUCCCGACCUUCAUAUCCAGACGCCUCAGCGAUGAUGAUUCCUCCAGCAACGCAUGCAGAGAGCUGGCCUACUUCCUAACAACUGGCAUUGUGGUAUCUUCUUUUGGGCUUCCCAUUGUGCUAGCCCGGACCACCACGAUCCAGUGGGGUGCGUGCGGUCUGGUGAUGACAGGAAACGCCGUCAUCUUCCUCACCAUCCUCGGCUUCUUCCUGGUGUUCGGAGGCGGGGACGACUUCAGCUGGGAGCAGUGGUAGAGUGCCAGAGAGCGGACAGAAUGACGGAUGGAUGGGUAGGUGGGUAGUUGGUGUGUCCUGCGAAAUGUCACAUUUUCUGGGCGUGUUUUCAGGCCGAUUUUUUAUAUUAAAGGGUAUUAUGGUUGGAGACAACACUAUAUACUCUAUUAAUGUGCCUUAUGUCUGGGACGUUGAUGCUUAUCCACCUUCACCCAUGUAUUUUAGCUUGUCUCGCCUUUGUUUCAACCCCCAAUUCUUCUCACUGCGGCUUCCUGCUAUUUCAUUACGCUUCAGUUAAUCCAUAUCAGAAAGGGAUCCUAAAUAGUAACUAUAUUGUAAUACUCUUCAAAGCUCACUGUUUUCAUUUUGUUCAAGGGGGAAGUGGCUAUACUGAAUUAAGGCUUGCUUAUUAUUAUGAGCACUGUUUGUUGUUUAAAGUGUGAAGGCCUGGCAAGUUAUAUUAAUCCAUGCUAUGUGACAACUUGAAGAAUUCCUAAUCAGGUAAACAUUUAUUUGUAUGGAUUCUUUUUGACAUUUUGCUACAAGCCUUAUACUUUUGUUCUUGUCCAAUUGUUUACAUUCUCACCAAAGAUCAUGUUAGAGUGCGAAAAAUGCAGCAUAUUCACUGCUCAACUGUGGAUUUUGGAGAAAGUGCUAUUUGGCUAAUAUCAUACAUGUUAAUUAUUGCGUAAACAGGUCGGUGAUAGACAACCACAUCCAUUUUAUAUUCCUUCAAACAAAACAAGAAAAUUAUAUUAUUGACAAGAGCAUGUUAUUAGUUUCUGUUUUGAUAUUUAUACAUGUUAAAUACGGGAGAUGUUUGAUUUUAGGCAGUGUUUUGGUCCUAAAGGAGAGAGCUUUACCUGUAAACUCAUUCAUAAGUGCCUGUCAUCCACAGUGGGUAUUUUGAUUAAUAGAGGAAUCACUGUAAUCAUGUUUUUUACUCCUUUUCUUUGUGUUUUAUCAUCAAGAGCAAUUGAAAUGUGUGAUAUUUCAUAACCAUGUUCUAUUCCGUCAUGAGUUUCUGGUGUUUGUAUGAUUAGAGAGACCAUCACAGAAAAUGUUAGUAAGUGUCUGACUAUAAUCUUUCUGAUAUGCUAAUUUCUUAACAGCUUUCUAUGGAAAUAUUAUACUGUAUGUUUCCCAACUGACAUAAAGAAAGCUUGUUCCUUCUAUUAGGAUACACUAAGAGUGCUGAAGAGUUCUCAAAAGUUUAUUUUAUAAGCUCUUGACUGCAUUUUGUUUUCUAACAUUGAUUAAAACUCUCUGUAUAGUGAAA